Messenger RNA from Drosophila miranda, 1297 nucleotides. RefSeq names its product carbonic anhydrase 2-like. The record is from RefSeq and is a predicted model, not a curated record. Gene Ontology annotation, molecular function: carbonate dehydratase activity; zinc ion binding. Lineage: Eukaryota; Metazoa; Arthropoda; Insecta; Diptera; Drosophilidae. Bases 82 to 1116 code for a protein of 344 amino acids. Gene Ontology annotation, cellular component: cytoplasm. The transcript has 2 exons.
UAUUCCGUCAACAGAUUAGGCAGGAGCUUUGAGAAGGAUCUCAAUAUUUUCAUUUUACCGACUCAACCUCGCCCGUUCAAAAUGCUGGACACGCUCUGGGAUAUCUUCUACCGUAUCGUGGAAACGAAUGCCUUCAAGGUAUUCCUCAGCAUGUUCAUGACAACACUGAUCAUGUUCCGUGUAGGCCCGUUCGCGUGUCUGUCUUUCCUGUUUGAGGGGAAUGCUCAAAGAGGAGCAGUUGCAGUUCCGGCCAACCGACCAAGUCCGGCCAGCAGAUCAAGACCGCCUGCUGGUGUAGGGCCUAGUAGGGCCAGAGAAUCAAGGCCGGGCAGCGGAUGCGUGCCGUCUGGACAGCCCAACACUUUCGACUAUGGAGCUAUUCGAGGACCCCACAGCUGGAAUGUCCCUACCAACAAUCAGAGCCCCGUCAACAUCAACCAACCCUGCAUGGAGAACAGCUACUUCGAAACGCCACUGCAGUGGACAAACGGGGAUGUUCUACCCGAUGGUAUCCGUCUGGAGAAUAACGGCCAUACCGUGGUGCUUCGCGCCUCCUAUCCGGGCUGUGUGCCCUCGAUAGAUGGCGGGGAUCUGCUGGGGCGCUUCGAGUUUCGAGAGAUCACCUUCCGCUGGAGCUGGUCGAGCAAUAUGGGUUCCGAGCACACAGUCGACAACCGCCACUAUCCGUUGGAGAUGCAGUGCCUCCACACGGCUGCACAGACCGAGGGCUGUAUUUCCAGCCAAAGUAUCGUGAUGAUCUCCUACAUGUUCGAAGUGGGCGAGGACAAUCCAUACCUGGAAGUGCUCAUCCAGCAUCUCGUGGCUAUUAAGAAGGCGGGCCGCUCAAUAGAGGUUCCCCCGUUCCCAAUCAGCUACCUCGUGACGCCAUUCUACACACAGUUCUUCAGCUACCAAGGGUCACUCACGGAGCCACCCUGCCACCGUGGGGUCGAGUGGCUCAUCAAUCCCGAUCCUCUGGCCAUCAGUGAGCGUCAGUUGAACGAGUUCCGUCAGCUGCGAAGCUACCAUGGCGCCCGUAUUGGAUCCAACGCUCGACCCGUGCAGCCACUCGAAGAUCGUGCGGUCUUCUACAAUCACUACCGUAGGCAGCGAUAGGAAAGAAACUCAUCUCAACUUAAAAAAAAACAUGAUAUGGAACGGGAAUGAAUGGUAUCUACUCAUACGAUAGGGAUGGUAUCUUUUCCCAAGUCUGCCAACUGGAAGCGAAUUUAAAAUGAAAUCUACCAUCCUAUCAUUCCUUGACAUCUUAGGCAGAGAAUACAUAUUUUAUAUACAA